AUGAAAGUAGCAUUUGAGGAAGGUCCAGAUCCGUUGGUAGCGGACGAUUGGUUAGAACAAGUUGAAAAGCAUUUUAGGGCAAUAACCGUAACUAAUGAUCAGUUGAUAGUUACAUUAGCCACAUAUAAGUUUAUUGGUAAUGCGGAAGCAUGGUGGAAGACCAUGAAUAGUACGCAUGAUACUGACAGUAUGAGGUGGGAUACAUUCAAGAAUCUUUUCUUUGAUAAGUAUUUCCCACAAACUAAGAGAUGGGAAUUGAGGAUACGGUUUGACGGUCUUGAGCAAGGUGACAUGUCAGUCACGAAGUAUAAGAACAGGUUCACUUUUCUUUCACGUUUCGCUAUAGAUGUGUUAGGGAACGAGGGGGAGAAGACAUGGCGGUUUGUGUUCGGCCUAAAUCAUUCUAUUAGGCCAAGGGUAACGUUUUUGGGGUUAAAGAGUUACUCGGAGGUGGUUACGAGGGUACUGAUGGAAAAAGCAGAAGCUAAAUAUUGGCAAGAAAUGAGUGGUAUUGUGGGCUUUUAG
Molecule: messenger RNA, 525 nt
Organism: Cornus florida
Lineage: Eukaryota; Viridiplantae; Streptophyta; Magnoliopsida; Cornales; Cornaceae
Exons: 1
Coding region: 1-525 (174 amino acids)
Source: RefSeq, a predicted model, not a curated record